GCCUUCAGAAGCUGUUCGCCGCCCUCACCGGCAUCUCGCUGCUGCAGAAGGUCUCGUACUCCGAGACCGCGCGCUUCCACAGCAGCAAGGAGCACCCAGUCAAUGGCCAGGCCAUGCACCCUCUGAUCUGGAACUUGACUCGCUUCCACCCUUUCUGGGCACUGAUCGAGAUGACCAUGGGCAUCGUGGCAGCCAGGCACGUGAUGCUGGACACCGAGGAGGACAAGAAGAAGAAGCCAACGAAUCCGCUGUGGCUUUUCUUGGCGGCCUACGCUUCGCUGGCGCUGCGGCUGACUCGCUUUGACUUCAAUGAUGCCAUUAUCCGUGGGGUGCUUUUCGUGCCCAUCUUCACGAAGUUCCUGACACAGAUGCAUCGGGAUGCUUUGAGUGCUGAACCGGCCCCAAUUACCAAGUUCUUCGGUUCCAAGCCAAUGGUAACGCUCGGCUCCAUUGCGUUCCCUAUGUUCAUCUUGCAUGGCCCCAUUGGCCAGAUCUUCUACAAGAAGGCUGGUUUCGAUUCAUGUGAAGCCAGUGCAACUUUAGCGGACCGAAUGCUGGGCUGA
Messenger RNA from Symbiodinium pilosum, 563 nucleotides. The record is from the annotation of a GenBank genome assembly. NCBI's taxonomy places the organism in Eukaryota, Dinophyceae, Suessiales, Symbiodiniaceae.